Cylindrotheca closterium is the source of this 1065-nucleotide messenger RNA. Lineage: Eukaryota; Bacillariophyta; Bacillariophyceae; Bacillariales; Bacillariaceae. The record is from the annotation of a GenBank genome assembly.
AUGGAUUCGGAUAUGAUGCGACAUUGGGGUCGUCGGGAUGUCUAUGAUGACUGGCGGCACCACUCCGACUCUGAUAAUGAAGAUGAAAACAAGCAUCUGCGGCUGCGUGGUCCACUCAUGAGUAUUGCCGAAGUUUGUGAAGAUUCUUCCCAAGAAAUUUCGCAUCAUAGUCGUACUCACGGCACUGAAUAUGGAGGAGAAGGGAAGGAAGAGAACAAGGUGGAUGAUAGGAAGGAAGAUGAAAGAGGACACAAACAAAAUUCCGUCAUGAACAACAGUCACAGCAACAAAGUGGAAGAAGAGGACCACGAAGUCAGUGAUCAUAAGGACGAAGACUUUAUGAAUGUCCCACUUCACAGUGCUUAUGGACUACAAGCGGAAGAUUUAAUGCUGAAGAACAGCAUGGCAUUACCAACUGGUGAUGGAGGAAAAUACCGCACCGUUUCUGUGUUUGGAGGUGUCUUUGGCAUGUUGCCAGAUCCAGUAGAUUCCGACAAUUUAUCCUUGUCAUCAGCAUCCGAUGGUUUCAGCAGCGACGAUGACGUUUAUUCUCCACCCAAACGAAGUCCGAAGCGAAAAGUUGGGCAACGACGGAACGCUGGUGCACCUCCUCUAUCUACGAUAGAACCUCCAAAACAAACAACUCCUCCUGCCAAGGCUGCGGCGGUUUCUCCAAGAGUAGUGUCGCCACCAUCAGCCGCGUCACCGCCAUCAAUAACAGCGACUGGAUCCGAAAAUAAUUCGCCACCUGCUACAGCAACGACGAGUACAGAAGCAGGAGCAGAAGCAAAACCUGAUGCCGCGACCGCCUCUGUUCCAUCUUCAACUUCUUCGCCUACGCAACCAUCAGAGAAAAGAGCCAAUGAUGACAGUAGCAUGACGCGGGCGCUCAAGGCCUUUGAUCAAACAGAAUCUUUGCUGUGCAAAGUUCUAGGAGAUUUGGAGUCCGCACCCUUUUAUGCCGUCCCUCCGCAAGUCAUGGAGGAUGCCAUCACCACCUUGCAAGUUUCAAAACAAUCCUUGGAAUCUGCUCUUUGUCUGGAAGACGUUGUGUUGUCGUGCUGA